ACAGGCAGAAAGACGGACUGAUCUGGACCUGCUGAGACGUGACGGGUCGGUGAUCACCAACAGCUGAAGUUGAGAUGGGCUGUCUGGGAGGGAAGACAGAGGAGGAACGACUGGAUGAAAAAGCGAAGAGAGAAGCCAACAAGAAGAUCGAGAGACAGCUGCAGAAAGAGCGACAGGCUUAUAAAGCUACACACAGACUCUUACUGCUGGGUGCAGGAGAAUCAGGUAAAAGCACCAUAGUGAAGCAGAUGAGGAUUCUUCAUGUCGACGGCUUCAACGCUGAAGAGAAGCAGCAGAAGAUUCAGGACAUCAGGAAAAACGUGAAGGACGCCAUCGUGACCAUCGUGUCGGCCAUGAGCGUGCUGACUCCGCCCAUCCCUCUUGGUAACCCUGACAACCAGUUCAGAGUCGACUACAUCAAGAGCAUCGCGCCGCUGUCUGACUUUGAAUACACAGAGGAGUUCUUUGAGCAUGCUCAGAAGCUGUGGGAGGACGAUGGUGUGAAGGCGUGUUUUGAACGCUCCAAUGAGUAUCAGCUGAUCGACUGUGCGCAGUACUUCCUAGACAGGUUGGACUCAGUCAGGAGGACAGAUUACACACCUACUGACCAGGAUUUGUUGCGUUGCAGAGUUUUGACUUCAGGGAUUUUUGAAACCAGGUUUCAGGUGGACAAGGUCAACUUCCACAUGUUUGACGUGGGAGGACAGAGGGACGAGCGGAGGAAGUGGAUUCAGUGCUUCAAUGAUGUAACCGCGAUCAUCUUUGUGGCAGCGAGCAGCAGCUACAACAUGGUGAUCAGAGAGGACAACUCCACCAAUCGGCUGCGAGAAUCUUUGGACCUCUUCAGAUCCAUCUGGACCAACAGGUUUCUGAAGACCAUCUCUGUGAUCCUGUUCCUGAACAAACAGGAUGUGCUGGCUGACAAGAUCCUGGCAGGAAAAUCGAAACUGGAGGAUUAUUUCCCUGAAUACAACAACUACCAAGUACCUGCAGACGGUGUUCCAGAUGCUGAUGAAGACCCCAGAGUGACUCGAGCCAAGUUCUUCAUCAGAGACGAGUUUCUGAGGAUCAGCACAGCGAGCGGCGAUGGGAAACAUUACUGCUACCCUCACUUCACCUGUGCCGUCGACACUGAGAACAUCCGCCGCGUAUUCAACGACUGUCGUGACAUCAUCCAGCGCAUGCACCUGCGGCAGUACGAACUCCUCUGA
Toxotes jaculatrix (banded archerfish) is the source of this 1211-nucleotide messenger RNA. RefSeq names its product guanine nucleotide-binding protein G(olf) subunit alpha-like. Lineage: Eukaryota; Metazoa; Chordata; Actinopteri; Toxotidae. Gene Ontology annotation, molecular function: GTP binding; G-protein beta/gamma-subunit complex binding; GTPase activity. The coding region runs from base 75 to 1211 and encodes 378 amino acids. The transcript is spliced from 13 exons. Gene Ontology annotation, biological process: adenylate cyclase-modulating G protein-coupled receptor signaling pathway. The record is from RefSeq and is a predicted model, not a curated record. Gene Ontology annotation, cellular component: heterotrimeric G-protein complex.